This is a messenger RNA of Aureococcus anophagefferens, 2661 nucleotides long. RefSeq lists its product as hypothetical. Lineage: Eukaryota; Pelagophyceae; Pelagomonadales; Pelagomonadaceae. Bases 1 to 2661 code for a protein of 886 amino acids. The record is from RefSeq and is a predicted model, not a curated record. The transcript is spliced from 6 exons.
AUGAAGGCCAACCACGCGAUCCUCGUGCUCUCGCUGGCGGGCUCCGCCCGCGCGAGCGUCACGGUCUCGAGCCAGUUUACCAACACCCACGCCCUCUCGGACAGCGAGUGCUACGCCCCGACGGACGAAGGCGGCUGGGGCUACUGCGGCGCCCCGACCUGCCGGAACCAGUACAUCACGUGCUCGAACGCCGGCGGCGGGCCCCCGACCGUCGACGGCGUCACCGGCGCGUACCGGUCCGACUACGCGUCCGACGGCUCGGACUGCACGGAGUUCCUCGACAUGUCCGACUACGACGAGGUCACGGACUGGACCUUCAAGGGCGCGGACGGCCGCCGCACGGACGGCGUCUGCGACGGCACCUUCCUCGAGCAGGUCAUCCAGGGGCCGUCGAUCAAGUACGCCUUCUGCAACGACAAGUGGCUCAUCCUGCUCACGUCCGGCGAGGGCGGCGUCUUCGAGCCGACGCUCAACAACGUGCCGAGCCCGCCGCUCGGCGUGUCCGACGGCGUGACCUACUGCACGGGCGACCCGACGCGCACCGUCGACCGCUACUACAGCCUCCAGUACCCGCUCGACGUCGUCGACUUCGACGAGGGCGUCUGGACGAACAACGUCGACCUCUUCGACGGCACGGCGGGCAACGAGGGCAUCCCCUACCUCUACGACGACGGCCUCGGCAUCGGCACCUACGGCCUCCCCGACGGCGCGGGCGUCGGCAUCACGGUCAACGGCAUGCAGAACUGGGUCACGCAGAACAACCGCGGCGAGUGGAACCAGCCGACCUGCGAGACGUCGCCCUGCAACCUCCACGUCGGCCAGGGCGCGGGCCAGCCCCACGUCCACGGCGACCUCUUCAGCGACAGCCACCAGUGCCUGUACGGCACGUCCAACUACACGACCACGGCGUCGCACCCGCCCAUCAUCGGCUUCGGCGCCGACGGCCACCUCAUCUACGGCCGCUACCUCGGCGACGACGCGCCGGGCUUCGCGGCGCCGCUCCUCGACGAGUGCAGCGGCCACACGCACGACGAGUCGACGACCGACGAGUACGGCGUCGACCUCGGGACGACGUACCACUACCACACGCAGAUCUUCGACUACACCUGCGGCGCGGGCAACGACCGCUGCGACGACGGCGACGAGGUCGUCAUCUCGACGACGGGCCCGCUCCUCUGCUUCCGCGCGGACCUGAGCCGGCAGGAGGGGUCGAGCGCGCUGCUCUCAUUCACGACGUCCGACAGCUACCUGAGCGGCACGGAGAUGAGCUACGCGUGCUGCGACAUGACGGACUACUACGUCAUCACGGGCAACGUGUUCCAGAACAUGGACACGUUCGUCGCCGACGGGACGACGUGCACCGUCGCGGCGCAGCCCGACAACGGCGUCUACGCGUCGGAGUACUGCGAGACGGGCGACACGCUCUACAGCGGCAACGGCUGCCACGUGACCUGCGACGACGGCUACACGGCGUCGGGCAUCACGCGCUGCGUCGAGGGCGCCUUCGUCGAGUACGCGACGUGCGUCGGCGCGCCGUCGCCGGCGCCGACGACCGCGCCCAUCGCCGCGCCGACGCCCGCGCCCGUGCCCGCGCCGACGCCGGGCCCGACGACCGCGGAACCGACGCCCGCGCCCGUGCCCGCGCCGACGCCGGCGCCGACGCCGACGCCCGUGCCCGCGCCGACGCCCGCGCCCGUGCCCGCGCCGACGCCCGCGCCGACGACCGCGGAGCCGACGCCCGCGCCCGUGCCCGCGCCGACGCCCGCGCCGACGACGGCGGCGCCGACGCCCCGCCCCUCGGCCGCGCCGACGCCCGGCCCGACGCCCGCGCCCACGCCGUUGCCCGCGUCCAUCUCCGGCGACUUCACCGUCGGCGGCAUCGACCUCGCGACGGCCGAGGGCAGCGACGUGCUCAAGGACGCCGUCGUCGCCAUGGUCCAGAGCUACUACGCGGGCACGCCCGCCGUCGAGGUGACCUUCAGCGAGGGCGCGCGCCGCAAGCUUUUGGCGGACUCCGUCGUCGUCACCUACGUCGUCGAGGUCGAGUCGGCCGACGCCGCGGACGAGCUCGCGACGAGCCUCGGCGCCGCGACGGCCGACGACUGGGACGCGGCCAUCUCGCAAUCCGCGGAGGACAGCGGCUUCGAGAACAUCUUCGCGGACGCGGCCACGACGUCCGUGUCCGCGCCGGAGGUCGUCGUCGACGAAUGCGACGCGGCCGUGGAAGCGAUGAUGGCCUGCGACCCGAACGUGGCCAUCGACACGUCGGCGUCCUGCGCGGAUCUGGCCUCGGGCGCCGCGUCGUGCGCGGACUACGGCACCUACGACGAAGCGUGCGAGUCCGAGUUCGAGGCGGUCGCGUCGUGCGAGUGGACCGCCGCUUGCGGCGAGACGGUGGACUGCACCACGGCGACGGGCGGCGGCGGCGGCGGCUCGAAGAAGAGCGACGGCGACGACACGGGCAUGAUCGUCGGCAUCGUCGUCGCGCUCGCCGUCGCGCUCGGAGUCGUGCUCGUCGGCGUCUUCGCGUUCGUCCACUACCAGUCGACGAUGGACCAGUCGGCGGAGAUGGACGGCGCGCCGGCCAAGGAGAUGGUCCCCAUGAAGGCCGACGACGACGAGGCGCCCGAGGAGAGCCUCGCGGUCUCCGGCGGCGUCUAG